GGCAUUAAGCUUCCUGCCGUCAUCAGCAGUCAAUCCCAGAUCGCAGCGGCAGACUCUUCACAUCUCGCUCUCUGUCCACUGAAGCCACUGCUGGGCUUCUGGAUUUGACCAACCGCUUACUUCAUCCAGAAAGAAAGGCUUCGGAGGAGUUAUGGGCGCCCACGCAUCCAACCUGGAUGAGGUCUUGGCUGAGGACAUGCACUACUGGUACAACAAGUUCAUGAGGGAAUCUCCGUCAGGCUUGAUUACGCUGUUCGAGCUCAAAAACAUGCUGGAGAUGCAGGGCAUGACGGAGGAGGCCAGCAGCUACGUGGACCAGGUCUUCUUCACGUUUGACAUGGACGGGGACGGCUAUAUAGAUUUCGUGGAGUACAUCGCUGCUGUAAGUCUGCUCCUGAAAGGAGAAAUCAACCAGAAGCUGAAGUGGUACUUCAAACUCUUCGACCAGGACGGAAACGGCAAGAUCGACAGAGAUGAAAUGGAGACCAUAUUCAAGGCCAUCCAGGACAUCACCCGGAGUUAUGAAAUCCCUCCAGAUGACAUCGUGAGCCUGAUCUAUGAGAGGAUUGAUGUUAAUAACGAAGGUGAGCUGACGCUUGAGGAGUUCAUCACAGGAGCUAAAGAGCAUCCAGACAUCAUGGAGAUGCUCACUAAGAUGAUGGACCUCACACACGUCCUGGAGAUCAUCGUCAACGGACAGAAGAAAAAGAAGGAGUGAAGCUGUGGACGGGAACAAGAAGAAGAACAAAAAGAAGAAGAAGAAGAGAUGACCCAGUCUGUAAAGCCCAAAAACAGACUGGACAGUGGAUGAAACAAGGUGGACAAGCUCAAUCAUCAUCAUCAUCCCUCAAACACUUUCUCUUUGCGUGUGUUUGUGCCUCCAGAUAUCUCGGUUUCCCUUCUACGUUCCACUUCAACAGCUCUGAAAAAUGUGCUGAAAUGACACAAGUCAUGUGGGAGUUUGGGAGCGUGAGCUUACCAACGGACAUGUGUAGUGGAAAAACAAGUCGCAGUUUAAAGUGUAUGAAUGUGUUUGCAUUGGAAGCGCAGUCACACAUUUUAAAGGUCUACUUAAGUGCUUUGAAAUGUGCAUUUGUUUAUAAACUUGAUUUGUGAUGUAAUCUCAACUGAAGGGUGGAGAGAGGCUGGGACAGAGUAGCCCCGCCCCCUUUAAAAAAACAGCCAAUGACGUUUCAUUUUAUAACAGUGGGAGUGGUUGAGCUCAAGAACAUCAAAUGAACAGAUAAUGAGCGGGCGGGGCAUGUCAGACACCUGAGAGCAUUCGACUGGUCAGGAGAUUUGAUGAGAAGCUGAAGUAUGACAUCAUAAAAAUCCAAGAUCCAUUUAGGCGGAAGUGACGAACUGCAAACUUUGGGUGUUUAUAUCCCCUAAAUGUGAAUUUUGUUACUGUUUGGGAGCACACUAGCUUAUAAAUAUCCAUACUGAUGCUAACAUCUAAAACUUUUAUGUUCAUUUCAUGGGACUUUUAAUGGAAAUAAAAAUCUCUAGAAAUAGUAAAGCAAUAGCUAUACUGAAAGUACUUUCUGGUCGUUGGAUCUGAUUAAAAAGUUAACUCCUCGUGAAGUUAGCUUCUCAAAUCUAAGUUUACCGACUGGUAAACCAUUCGUACAAGUCAUGAGUUUGAUUGUAUCAUCCAGAUACUGUGUAUAAAGGGGUCGGUAUUAUAAAUUGUACAGUUUUUGUUGUUGUUGUUUUGUUAUACUGUGUGUACUGUAAUCUUCAUUCUGAAUCGACAACUCUAAAGUUCCUACUUUGCCUUAUAUAAAUAAAUGCAAUGUACUGCUUCUUUGG
This is a messenger RNA of Danio rerio (zebrafish), 1812 nucleotides long. It is a transcript of the gene guca1c, whose product is annotated as guanylate cyclase activator 1C. The record is from RefSeq and is marked validated. Gene Ontology annotation, molecular function: calcium ion binding. Lineage: Eukaryota; Metazoa; Chordata; Actinopteri; Cypriniformes; Danionidae.